Messenger RNA from Dichomitus squalens LYAD-421 SS1, 2137 nucleotides. It is a transcript of the gene Dslcc6, whose product is annotated as multicopper oxidase. Gene Ontology annotation, molecular function: copper ion binding; oxidoreductase activity. The record is from RefSeq and is a predicted model, not a curated record. Lineage: Eukaryota; Fungi; Basidiomycota; Agaricomycetes; Polyporales; Polyporaceae. Bases 160 to 1986 code for a protein of 608 amino acids. The transcript is spliced from 9 exons.
GCCUUUUGUGCCUUGAUCAACGUGCUCGACGCUGCAUUACUCGUCCCGACGCCCUGCGUUCUGUCAAAUUGGGCACCCGAUAGCAUUUAUGAACGUUCUUAGCGUCAAUGGACCUCCGAGGAUCCCGCUCGCUCCUUCGACUCCGAGCCACACUCCAACAUGUCCAAGACUGACUCGGGCGAUAACCUGGCGAGCGAAAAGUCUGGUCCCGCAAAGGCGGCCAGCACUGGCACGCGCCGCCCUCUUAUCAUUGGAGCUGCUGUAGCGACAACCGUCGUCGUCCUCGCGCUCGCUCUCGGACUAGGGCUUGGUCUCGGAUCGAAGCACCACCACUCCUCUUCGAACUCUUCCUCGGCCAAUGGCACGGGAAGCCUGGCGGUAGUCACUUCCCCCGACUCGAGCGCGGCCUUCUUGUCUGCGACAUUGCUCAACGAUCCCCCGACAACGCGCACGUACGACUUCGUGGUAGAAGAGCGCACGGGUUUCCCGGAUGGUGUAGAAAAGCGCAUGCUCGUUGUGAACGGCCAGUUUCCCGGGCCGACCAUCGAGGUGAACACCGGCGACCGCGUCGUGGUCAAUGUGACGAAUAAGAUGUCUAAUGCCACGACUAUCCACUGGCAUGGCCUAUUCCAGCGAGGCACAAACUUCUACGAUGGGACCGACGCAAUUACCCAGUGCGGUAUCCCGCCCGGUCAAUCCAUGGUCUAUAACUUCACCCUUGACGGCUACGUGGGCAGUACCUGGUGGCACGCUCACUACAUGACGCAGUACACUGACGGGAUCGUCGGCGCGUUCGUCGUCCACGCAAAGAACGAGUCCGUUCCCUCUUACGACGGCGACCUCGUCAUCCAAAUGUCCGACCUCUACCACGGCUGGUCCCCUGACCUCCUCGCGUUCUACUUCACCCCAGGAGGCAUCGACGGCACCCCCGGCAACGAGCCCGUCCCCGACGGGGGCACAAUCAACGGCAUCGGGCAGUACGGCGCCUCUGCCAGCACCCCGAACGCGUCUUUCUGGAACGCGACCCUCGAGCCGAACAAGACGUACCGUCUGCGGCUGGUGAACACGGGCUCGUUCGUCGCGAUGCAGUUCGCGGUCGACAACCACACGCUGACGGUCAUAGAGGCGGACGGGACCGCCGUGACGCCGUUCGAGGUGUCGAGCGUGUCCGUCGCGAUUGCGCAGAGGUAUAGCGUGCUGCUGAGGACGAACCAGACUGCCGGCGCGUACUGGGUCCGGGCUGAUUUGGAUCAAACUGCGUUCACGUACAACAACCCGGGCGCGCAGACGGAGGUCCGCGGGGUUAUCCGCUAUGGGGUCGCGAACGACACCAUGCCCGACUUCUCCCUUCUGGACAAUCCGCCAGCCCUCCCGGAUGGCUCGCCUUCCGAAUUGGACACCAGCGACCUUGCUCCCGUCGGUGGUGGUCCCGCGCCCGAUGCUACCUUCCAAGUGUACUUCACAAUCUCCAUGCAGUACGCGAACACCGGGUCCGACUACCUCUCGAAGUUCCUCGCCUUCAUAAACAGUACCUCCUGGCAGCCACUCCAAGGCACUGCGAGUCUCUUCUCGCACCUGGGCAACGUGACGACAGACGGCUCCGCGACCUUCGCGGACUCGCAGCUGAUCACGACGGUCGACGAGCAGCAUGUCGUCCAGAUGGUGAUUGACAAUCUAGACGACGGCGACCACCCGUUCCACCUCCAUGGCCAGAAGUUCUGGAUCGUCGGCCAGGGUGACGGGCGCUUCCAGGGCCAGACGAUCAACAACACGCUGCCUAUGCUGCGCGAUACGCUGGUCAUCCCCGCGUACACGCACGCCGUCCUGCGGUUCACCGGCGACAACCCGGGCUUCUGGGCCUUCCACUGUCACAUCCAGUGGCAUAUGUCGGCUGGUCUGCUCUUCCAGCUCAACGUGCUCCCCUCGGAGAGCGCCAAGUUCGACAUCCCGCAGUACAUGAUCGACCAGUGCAAGUCGUCAUCAUGAGCCCUGGCUCCGCAAAAAAGGGAGUAUGAUCUGAUGUCGGUGUGCGUGCAGCUCGUUGUCAGUGGUGCAUGAUAUCCCUGGGGCUCUGGUGCCGUUGUGCCGUCGUGAUGUAUAUUGGAGCUUCAUCGUCCAUCCCAAAUCGAAAAUUUUG